Molecule: messenger RNA, 1456 nt
Organism: Myxocyprinus asiaticus (Chinese sucker)
Lineage: Eukaryota; Metazoa; Chordata; Actinopteri; Cypriniformes; Catostomidae
Product: alpha-2Db adrenergic receptor-like
Exons: 1
Coding region: 1-1251 (416 amino acids)
Biological process (GO): adenylate cyclase-activating adrenergic receptor signaling pathway
Cellular component (GO): membrane
Molecular function (GO): adrenergic receptor activity
Source: RefSeq, a predicted model, not a curated record
AUGGAUUUAACUACCAUCACCUUCUCCUUGCUGAACUCAUCCGCGGAUAAUAACGGCACGAGUGCACCGAGACCCCCGCCACAUUCCCAGUGCGCGGCUGUGUUGAUCAUUCUCGUGGUCACCGUGAUAAUCUUGGUGACCAUUGUUGGGAACGUGUUAGUCGUGGUGGCCGUUUUCACCAGCCGCGCGCUGCGUGCGCCACAGAACCUCUUUCUAGUCUCUUUGGCGUCCGCGGAUAUUUUGGUGGCCACUUUGGUCAUCCCCUUCUCCCUCGCCAAUGAAGUGAUGGGCUACUGGUACUUCGGCAGCACCUGGUGUGCCUUCUACCUGGCUCUGGACGUGCUUUUCUGCACGUCAUCCAUCGUCCACCUCUGCGCCAUCAGUUUGGACAGGUACUGGUCGGUGACCAAAGCGGUCAGUUACAACCUAAAGAGGACCCCGAGGAGAAUCAAGAGCAUGAUCACGAUGGUGUGGGUCAUUUCGGCCGUGAUCUCCUUCCCACCGCUUCUCAUGACCAAACACGACGAGCUGGAGUGCUUGCUGAAUAACGAGACCUGGUACAUUCUCUCAUCCUGCGUAGUGUCGUUUUUUGCGCCCGGUCUCAUCAUGAUUUUGGUCUACUGUAAGAUUUACAGGGUGGCCAAACAGCGCGCGGCCACCGUGUUCGUGGCCAAAAACUGUAUGGAGCGACAGACUUCGCAGUCAGAAACAUGCUUCAUGCGUAAGUCUGGCAAGUCAGAUGUGGAGAGCCCCAACAGCCACAGCUCGGGCAGUUGCGAGCGCAAAGGCGAGCUAGACGACAUCGAUCUGGAGGAAAGCAGCGUCUCCAACAAACACGGGAACUCGCGCUUCACCAAGGGCAGGAAAGUGGAAGGGGAAAAUCAGUGCCCAAAGCCAAAUGGACGCCUGUCGUGGGCAUGCGGCCGUGCCUCGGAGCUCGACCAGGAGAAGAAGACGCGACAGCUGUCUUACUCCAAGUCCAAACUGGCACAGAUGCGAGAGAAGCGCUUUACAUUUGUUCUGGCCGUGGUCAUGGGGGUGUUCGUGCUCUGCUGGUUCCCUUUCUUCUUCACCUACAGCCUUCAUGCCAUUUGCCGCGAAAGUUGCACAAUACCGGAUUCUCUGUUUAACCUAUUUUUCUGGAUUGGCUACUGCAACAGCUCAGUGAACCCUAUAAUAUAUACCAUCUUCAACAGAGACUUUAGGAAAGCGUUCAAGAAGAUUAUGUGCCAGAACCCAAUAAGCACGUAAAUGUACAUAUUGGCGCGUGUGAUUCGCUUACCUGUGUAUGAGUGCUUAAAACUGAGAGACAUUUUGCGCGCGCGUCCGCGUCUCUGUAAACUGUGUUAUAUUUAUUGAUCUCUGUAGACUCAAAAGUUUUUCCUGUUCUUUGUUUACAUGUCUUGAAAUGUAGUACACUAUUUUAUAUUUUAGCUUAAAAAUAUUUACAGUAUGU